Molecule: messenger RNA, 1612 nt
Organism: Zophobas morio
Lineage: Eukaryota; Metazoa; Arthropoda; Insecta; Coleoptera; Tenebrionidae
Exons: 4
Coding region: 598-1434 (278 amino acids)
Source: RefSeq, a predicted model, not a curated record
UAAAUUCAAUUUUUCUUUACACGUGUGUAAUAGCUGCAAAGGCAGAUGCAGAAAAGAACACAGUUGCCGGAGUAAAUAUGUGGUUAUUAUUUUUUGGUUUUGCAAGAAGGUGAUGCAACGAAUGUCAGUUCAGGUCUUGUUUAUUUGUGUGCUUGUUCUAAAAUAAUACUUACAAAAAUCCUUUGAUAUCAAUAACAAACAACUGUAUUGCAUAAUUGCAACGUUAUUUAGCAGUCGUAUGUUUCGUUUUGUUACUUAAUUUGACAGCAACAGUGGAUAGUAAUCGUAAUAAACGAUAAAAAUGUACCCAAUUAUCGUCUCCUUUUACUCUUAAAAAGUCUGUACUUGCUGGAUUUUUUCAAGGUAUUUUUUUAUUGUGAGCUCAGUAGAAUGGCAAAGGCAUACUCUUAGAGGCGGGUCGGCUGAGACGUUAUAAAUUUUAAGUACAAAUUUAGUUGUAACUUUAGUUAAUAGUACUGUAAUAUCACUGUAUUUAAUGAUUAAUUAUAUGUUUGGGUUUUUUGAUUAUGUUACAACAUCUUAGUCAAAACUACUAAAUUUGUAUUGUAAUAACUUUACGAUUCCAUAAUUUUAAUCAUGGCUACUCAAGAAGACCGCUCUUUGUCCUCUGGUAUGUCGCUUCCUCAAUGGAUGAAGACUAAAAUGAAUGAUAGGUUAGAUUUCGAACAGAGCGCUUUUUCUCCGACUGAACUAGAUGAUAGUUUUAUGUAUUAUUAUCGUAGCAAUAAAAGAGGUUUCAGUGAACCGCCAAAUCAAACAAUCUCGGCGUCUUUGGCAGAAACACAACAACCUUUUGCUUCUGCAAUAAACGGGAAAAAAACAGAUUUUUCCAAACAUACGCCCUAUUGUCAGAAGUUUUUGAAUAAUUCAGUUGACACAACCACGGCCCAGAAAGUUCAGUUUCCGUCUGCCACCAAAACGAAAUCCAGUGGUGUGGAUGAUGGCUUCAAAGGAGAAGCGGCCAUGUGCGGUUCUUCAGUUGUGCGUGUUGCUCAUCAAAUGGUAGCUGGAAAAGCAAUUCGCGGCUUCACUGCUCAAACAAAAGACUGCGACUUGCCACCAGAAGGUUUCAAUCCGUCGCUAAGACGGGGUAGCAAAUCGCUUCCUGCGUCACCUCUGGCUUCUCCCUCUUCGUCGCCGAAGAGCACCCGUCGGAUUAAUAAGUACUUUACGGGACCGUUUGUGGAUUCGGAGAAUAAUCAUGGGCACUGGAUUCUGUCGAAUUUGCUAGCGAGGAGACAGGAUGUGUCACAAUCAAUGAAUCAUAUUGCAGAAGAAGAAGGAAGUGAACUGAAGCUUGCAAAUUCGAACGUGAGUAUCGAUGAUCUGUCUGGGAGGACAAAGAGUCAAGUGUUUACACCCAAACCGUCUGAGCUGCGAGAGAUGAAUUUUUGGUCGCCUACUUCUAUGUAAUAUAUGGGGACUGGAUUUUUACAACAACCGUUAUUAUUAGGUGGUGUUAAAAAGCAGUAUAUCUUUAUCUUUAGUUAAUUUCUUCUCUACUUUUAGUUAUUAUGAUUUGGACUAUUGAUCAUUUUUUUGUAACACUUAGGGCCGGUUGCAUAAACGCAAAUCAAAUUUAAUCUCUGAU